UCUUGACAGGGUAACAAUAUUAUCAUUAAUACGUAAUAAUGGACUACUAUUAUGAAGACGACUCGGACGAGCGUUCGACUACAUCCACACAAAUCAGCCAAACUGGCGAAAACUAUUCUUAUGACAGCCAACGAUCAGUUCCAAAGUCACCAAGAUUUCAAGCCCUUGGAAAUUCAAGCAGGCGCAGUAGCGGGAAUAUCUCAAAUUCUUAUCACCCAUCACCAUAUGGAUGGCAGCCUCCGAACAUGAGCAGACAACAAAGCAAUACAAGCGAAUUAGAAUCUCUUCCCAGCGAUUUCGGAACAGAAUUUUCAGACGGAUUCAUGUAUGUUGACCCAGACCUGGCCUAUAGUAAAGUAGAAGAGACUGUCCCAGGAAACUUAGAUAAUAAAGGAGUAAAAGCAAAAGACGUUUGUCGACAAAUAUCCAAGUUGCUCAGAGACAAAGAUUCCCCUUCAAGGGGAUCUCGGAUGUUCCAGAAAAGACGAAAAAGAGCGCAUAAGUUCACUACUGUGGGAUACGGAACACAACCGCCUGACGAAAACAAGGCACAGGUAGUGUAUAACGACGAUACUUCAUCAUCUGAAGAACUAUCAAGAUUAGAUUAUACAACAGACGACGAAGAGAUAGCAGCGUAUGAUAAACCAGGCGUGCACAACGUACUGACGUCAAGCACACACUUAAAUCCUUCAGACCAGCUUAUUCAAAAGCAAUUACGAAAUCUAGCUAUGGACGCCAGUGGAAUGCGUGGAAAGGGUGCAAAAAUAUUUGCUAAGCGACAACAGCGCAUGGAAAAUUACGUCAUCACGGAUGAGAAUAGAAAGCAAGUUCGAAACCGAAGUGCAUCAACCGAUAGAGAGCUUCCGCCUAGAGCACCAAGAGAUUAUUCCCAGGGAAGCUACGUCAGACCAGGUUCUUCUAUUGCAAUUACCCCCAAACCAAUGUACAAUAAAGUGCCUGUCAACUUUAAUCGUGGCCAAUCGGGGUAUUCUACAGAUGUAGAAGAUGAUUAUAGAAGUUUUUCUAAACCCCAGGUAAACUAUUUUAGUGACUGCGAGGGUAUAGCUCCUGAAAGACAAAGCCGGUCAAGACGCACCCGACCGAUUAACCGCAGAGCAUGGGAAGACGAUAAUCGCCAGGAGAGUGAUUAUUCAUUGAAUAAUGUAUACACUGCUCAAUCUAUGAAUAACAGCAUUCAAAGGCCACCAAAUCCAGGCUAUGUCAGCGGCGGAGAAGAAUCUCAAUCAAGGUCGCCAUUCAGAAGAGUGCUUCCCCCUGGAAGAUCCCCACUUAUGUCUCCCAGUAGGGGAAGUCGAGAGUCAUCUUUGACUAGAAAUUGCAGCCUCUCGCCCGCAAGACCGGAGCUUUCAGUCGAAGAAUCUUCUACACCAAGAAGAAAUUGGUCACGUGUGACAUUCAAUCCAAGAAAAAUUACAAGCCAGCCCGUCCCAACACCAUCAUCAGUUGUCGACUAUCCGUGUAAUCGUACUCACGCUGCACAAAGUAAGCCUCUAAUUGCUAAAAAUCUUGUUUCGAGAGCACCGUCUAACUCUCCACAAAGGCAACAUCCUACUCAGACCGCAACAUAUAGCAGACCACCAAUGCCAAAGACUACUCCACAAGCUGCACUCCCCAUACCUCAGCCUCCUAAAGUACCAAUGCAACAACAACCCAGAGUAAGCCAGAAACCGUUGGCUGCAAAUCCGAACAACGCAACUGCGUCUUCUAGUAAAAAUAACUUGGAUCUGACUGCAUACAAGCCAAGUUCAGCAGUUUCGUUGCUCGAAAAACCAAUGGCCCGUAAAAUCAAAACAACGGCGCAUUUGACGCCAAAUAAAUUUGCUGAUGAUGUGCCUCCUAGUGACAACGAUUUUAUAGGAAAUACAGAAAUAAAUUUAUCAGAUAUUGUCUCUUCGAUUAAAAAUGAAAUGCCCGAAGCAUCAGAAAAUAAUCCCGAAAAGGAUUCAUUCGAGGAACAAGACAAUGCUGCGCCAACUAAUGGGGUAAAAGAAGAAGAUAAUGUUAGAGGGAGUUCCCCCGCCAGCGUGUUGUCGUAUGUGAGCUCUAACUCGAAUUCAUCAACGUUCACAUCAAUGCUUCCUUCUAGAUGUUUGACGCCACCUGCUCGCCCUUUCACGCCAAAUGGAUCCAGAUCUGUCAAAAUUGUUUCAAAAUACUCUACAUUGGAAAAACCUGCUUCUAUUGUCACUCAUAACACCGUUUCUGUUGAUACUGUGACAACAGAAGCGCCGAUCAAGGCACCACUUGUGUCCAGCUCUUUUGCGAAACAAAAAGAGGAUCAGCCACCUAAAGGGGAUAAAAUAUCUGCCUGCAUGAAGGUUCUGGAUCCAUCAAAAAUGUUAUUUAAACCAAAGCCACCCGUGCAAUACCAACCCUCCCCUACAUUGAAUGCUAUACUUCAAAGCGAAAGCGAAAAGUCGUACGGGAAUAUGAAAACACCUCCAAUGUCAUACGAGUACCCAUGCAAGAAAGUGACUGAAGUUGAAUCGCCUCUGCCCGUUCCAAAACCAGCAACGAAACAACAGUCGGCAUAUUCUUACCACCCUCCCCCGUCGCCGUCAACAAAAAAACGGUAUUCACCUCCUGGUCAAGAAGCUCUACCCCUUGGAAUGAUCGCGGAAGGAAUGAAAGGGAAGGGUGCAAAAAUGUUUGAAAAGCAGUUGAAACGCAUGCAACAAUACACCAAAGAAACAACGCAUGACGAUUUUCCGGAGCUGUCAAGUCCACAGCCAAACGAAUCUGCAAAUUCUCCGACACCCAGUGGCCGUUUUACGUACCAACCUUUACGAAUGGCGGGAUUUUCACCAACAGGAAAAAAACUGGAGCCCGGAAAAGAAGUUAAAAAUGGUAUGAGAGAUGUCAUGGGUGAAUUCAAAAAUGGUUCAAAACCAGGCAAGGCGAAACGCCCAAGUGAAACAAAAAAGAAAGGAAGAGAUCCGUUAUAUUAUCAACAGCAGUUAUUUUACCGACCACCAUCUGCGGAUGACUUUGUCGAACCACCCCCAGAAGUUAUGGAGUCUCAAUCUGAUGCAUCAUCAGUUACGUCAUCUAAAACAAAUACCUCAUCGCUAUCAUCGUUCAACACAGAUCGGACUUCUACUGAUGCGCUUCUCACGCCACAGCAGCACGACAAUACCACCUUAUCAUCUCCAACUGCUUCUACGUCGUCAUUGAGUGGUAACAUACGUUCAACAAAUUCCUCCUCUUCAAUUUCAUCACAAAAGUCAGUUGGACCAAAAACAGCGCCAAAACCUUCAAGGGCCCUUAUAACACGUCAACUGUCAAAGCCUAACAGUCCUCCGCCAUCCGAUCUAGUAGUGUCAACUUCUCCUACGCCAGAAAUACAGACGUUUAUACCUACGUCACCUGCAAAAACUGAUGAAGAUAGUGCUUUCGUUUUCCAAGGAACUGAAGAAAAAGACCUGAAAUGCAUUGAAAAUCUGAUUGAAAGAAUGCCGGACGAUCAUCGAUGCGACGGUAGUAUCGUGGAUGAAACUAGAUCAAGACGACGAGUCUUGUCAAUUGAUCAAACAAAUGGACAUUCUAACGACACGGAACAAUCACUUGGCUAUGCCCCUGAGUUCCAGCCACCAUCUUAUGACGAUGUAAUAUCAUCUGCAGGGGAACCAGAAGUGAAAAGAUCUGGUGGAUUCGCAGUAUCAAAGCCCAAAUUUAACAUAAAGAAAAGCGGUGUCCCGGUACAAAUGUGGAAACCAGGACAAUGAGACAAAAAAAGACUAACCUGUUACAAUGGUUUUGCCAAAGUAAAAUGUGAAGAUUUGAAAACUUUGAGCAGAAAUAUAGCAAUUACCACUUUGUAUUUUACUGUGUGAAUUUGCAAUUCGUUGUCUUUUCACAAACUAACGGGCGAGCUUAUGCAUGCAAAUUUCUUUACAAACUUGCUUAAUAUUUGCUUGAAAUAGAUUUCACUGCAAAAAUUAUUUUACUGCAACUUUUAUUUUGUUCUAAGAUAAUCCUAUUAUCACUUCAAAGUGUUUUGUAUUAUUGCGGAAAUGUAAUCCUAAAAUAAAAGAUUGUUUUAAGUUUAAGGUUUGCGUUUGACCAUAAUGGGUAAUGGGUAAUACUGUCGAAAAGUUAAACAAAUGUACUUGUAUUCAUGUUACACCAUUUUUCUAACCUUAAUUUGCUUUAUCAUUUUCCUUUUAAACUUAUAUUUCUCCCCAAGUUAAGUAACAUUUUACUGGUAUCAAGUGCAUUAUCUCUGUAUUCUUUCUCUGUACGUUUUUAAUACUUUUGCCUGGUAAAAUUACCUUUAAUUUAUAUAACUGUCAAUAGUAAUUGUUACAACAAAAUUACGUUGAAUCAUCUCAAAAAUCAUUUCAAACCAUGUUGCUUUUAAAUUGUCAAUCCAUGACUUUUUGGUAUAACAUAGCGAGCAUUUACAGCAGAAGACUGAUUUUUUGUGUGAUUAGGAUUAUUUUAUAAUACAAAUGUCGUGAGAAGUACGGUAGCUUUUUGUACUCCUUUGUCGAACUUGGAGAUAUGAUAUUUCCAUAAUUUUUUGAUUUUGCUACAUUUAUAAGCAUAGUCAUUUUCAUAACUUUUGUAAAAAAUAUGAACUUGUAAUUAUCUAUUUAUUUGCAUGAUCAAACAUGAUGAAAAUUUGUAA
Molecule: messenger RNA, 4651 nt
Organism: Styela clava
Lineage: Eukaryota; Metazoa; Chordata; Ascidiacea; Stolidobranchia; Styelidae
Source: RefSeq, a predicted model, not a curated record